UAAGCCAACGUCGUGAUGUUUGUGAACGCAUCCCCCAGGCCAUUGGCCGCCACGCGCAGCCAGGUGUGCGGACAACCUCAAGGCGGAAGUGAGUCUUCAGUCAAGAAGACAGUGAUCCAGUCCGUCGCCAACACCACGAUGUCGAACAAUGGCGAGACGCGCUACUGCCACAGAAUCUCCUACAUAUUCCUCAAAUUCAUACUUUUUUCCUACGCCAUCAUUUGGUCGCUUAUCGGCGGCUGCAUAUUGGGGAUAGGAAUUUAUGCUGAGGUGGAGAGGCAGCGCUACAAGACACUGGAUGGGGUGUUUCUGGCCCCUGCUCUGUUCCUUAUCCUCCUGGGAAUAGUUAUGUUUGUGGUUUCCUUCAUAGGAGUAUUGGCAUCAUUAAGGGACAAUCUACUUCUCCUCAAGGUGUUCAUGUACACACUGACAGUGUGUCUUAUCCUGGAACUGCUGGGGGGAAUCCUAGCACUAAUUUUCCAAAACCAGACGGUGGAUUUACUGAACAAGAAUAUACGGAAAGGCAUAGUCAACUACUACGAUGACUUGGACUUUAAAAACAUCAUGGACUACGUUCAGAGGAAGUUUAAGUGCUGUGGCGGCCAAGACUAUACAGACUGGUCAGUCAACAUGUAUCACAACUGUUCUUCAAAAUCAAAGGGGCCACUGUCCUGUGGAGUCCCAUAUACCUGCUGCAUUACUGACCCUACUGAAGUAGCAAACACGUUGUGUGGACACAAGGUGUUGGAAAAAGAGCGCUUGGACCUGAUUGACGAAGUCUACAUCAGAGGCUGCACUGACGCCUUCUUCAUCUGGCUCACAGACAACUAUAAGAUCAUAGCGAUACUAUUACUGGGGAUCCUACUACCUCAGUUAUUUGGUGUAGUCAUCAGCUGGUUGUACAUCACUCGAGUGGAGGACGCCAUUAGCGAGUACGGCCACUACUCGGAUGGGCUUCUGGCCACGAACAGGAGAGGUGCCAAGAAGCAGGGCCACAUGUCCAAGUGGUUCAUGUGUAUGCCUGAGAUCGACUGAUGAAGAACAGCAAACUGAAAGCCGAAGCUUGGUUGUAUGAUCUUGGUCAGGCAAAUAUAAUCUCAAACGUCUGUAGCAGGGAUCUCUUCUAAACUUCAUUUAGGUGCUCUCAGCUGCUCUGUGCUCAGGGCCAACCACCAUGAAGUGACAUGCUGAACAAAUCAAUACUACUUAAACCACCCCCACCUUUCAUCUGUUGCUAUACAUUGCACUCUAUUGAAUGAUAAUACUGUUAAAUGCUGUAGUGCCAAAUACUGAGGCCAGAUCUCAAAACAUUCAGGAUGAAAAUGGAAAAAAAAGUAUUUUGUCAAAGAAAAUGAUGUUAACAUUUUGGUUUAUACUCUGCUGAUCUGACUAUAACGUGCCUUUAACAUUAAGUGAAGUCCCUUUAAUGUUAUAUGUAAUAAGUAUUUAUGCAGUAGUUACCUUGUUUCCACACAGCACUCUUUUUGUAGAGCAUGUGUUGAUGGUAAUACUUCAUUUUCAAUUAAUUCAUCUCAAUCUGUUUUUGUAUACAGUAGAUCCCCACUAGCACAAGUAAUUGGACGCCCAAACAUAACUAAUAAAACCUGGGAUUAUAAUGCUGCAUUUUAGCGUCACCAUUAGGGAUUUUUGCUCGCUACCCCCCUCAAAACCUCCAGCUACUCUCAUGAUCUCCAAUUUUGGAUCAACACUUGCAAUAAAAGUGACUGUUAUGACUUAUAGAGGUGAUUCCUCUUUAGAUUCAUCCCCAGCUCCCUUAAAUUACCAUUGUUCGCUCAAGAACAAGGAAGCAUAGAAGCUAAAUUCCAGGUUUAAGCCCCUAAAACGUGUCUCACACAUGCAUUACACAUUUUAAACUAUACGUGAAACCUUUUAAAUUAUAAAGUGUAAAUGUACUCACCAAGAAAGAAUUGCAAUGUAAGAUGAGGAUAGAUCGAUUAAAUUGGAGUCAAGGGUGAUCCUUUUGUGUUGUCCCGGCUGUCAGAGAAGGUUUUUCUCCAAACUGUCAGUUAAUUCCAGUAAGGACUUGCGAUCGUGUGUUUUCACCUGCUGCAAGUUGUGAGACUGCAAUUUUUGGGAUGCGAGUGCUGCGGGAAGCUACUGUAAUUUGGAUAAAACUGUGAUGUAGGAUGUGAUUUAACACAUGAUUUUGGCUGUAUGAAAUGAAUAAAGUUUGAUUUUGAUGUUU
Molecule: messenger RNA, 2206 nt
Organism: Nerophis ophidion (straightnose pipefish)
Lineage: Eukaryota; Metazoa; Chordata; Actinopteri; Syngnathiformes; Syngnathidae
Gene: tspan15
Product: tetraspanin 15
Exons: 8
Coding region: 16-1035 (339 amino acids)
Cellular component (GO): membrane
Source: RefSeq, a predicted model, not a curated record